Messenger RNA from Pyrus x bretschneideri (Chinese white pear), 1675 nucleotides. Its product is annotated as 26S proteasome regulatory subunit 7. Gene Ontology annotation, biological process: proteasome-mediated ubiquitin-dependent protein catabolic process. Gene Ontology annotation, cellular component: proteasome regulatory particle, base subcomplex. Gene Ontology annotation, molecular function: ATP hydrolysis activity; ATP binding; proteasome-activating activity. Bases 79 to 1356 code for a protein of 425 amino acids. The transcript has 10 exons. NCBI's taxonomy places the organism in Eukaryota, Viridiplantae, Streptophyta, Magnoliopsida, Rosales, Rosaceae. The record is from RefSeq and is a predicted model, not a curated record.
CUAUAUGUAUUUUACCAGAGCACAGUCCCAAAUCCCAACUUCUACUCCUCUCUCUACUUUCUCUGUCUAAACUCCCCGAUGGCGCCAGAACCAGAAGACAUCAAGGAUGAGAAGAACCCUAGACCCCUCGACGAGGAUGACAUCGUCAUCAUGAAGACCUAUGGGUUAGGACCGUAUUCAAAGCAUAUUAAACAAGCAGAGAAAGAAGUAAAGGAUCUGGCUAAAAAGGUCAAUGAUUUGCGCGGUAUUAAGGAAUCCGAUACUGGGUUAGCUGCACCCAGUCAGUAUGAUCUCGUUUCGGACAAGCAGAUGAUGCAGGAGGAACAGCCUCUUCAGGUGGCUAGAUGUACGAAGAUUAUCAAUCCCAAUUCCGAGGAUGCUAAAUAUGUCAUUAAUGUCAAACAAAUUGCAAAGUUUGUUGUGGGUCUGGGUGACAAGGUUUCCCCAACGGAUAUAGAAGAAGGCAUGCGUGUGGGGGUUGAUAGGAACAAGUAUCAAAUUCAGAUUCCUUUGCCUCCAAAAAUUGAUCCAAGUGUGACCAUGAUGACUGUGGAAGAGAAGCCAGAUGUGACAUAUAAUGAUGUGGGUGGAUGUAAGGAGCAGAUUGAAAAGAUGCGAGAAGUUGUUGAGCUGCCUAUGCUUCACCCCGAGAAAUUUGUGAAGCUUGGGAUCGAUCCGCCUAAGGGCGUCCUCUGUUAUGGUCCUCCAGGAACUGGCAAAACUCUUCUGGCCAGGGCUGUUGCGAAUAGAACUGAUGCUUGCUUCAUUCGUGUGAUUGGGAGUGAGCUUGUUCAAAAAUACGUUGGUGAGGGGGCUCGGAUGGUCAGAGAGCUGUUCCAGAUGGCACGCUCAAAGAAGGCCUGUAUUGUCUUUUUUGAUGAAGUAGAUGCGAUUGGAGGAGCGAGGUUUGACGAUGGUGUGGGUGGAGAUAAUGAAGUUCAGCGGACUAUGCUGGAAAUUGUGAAUCAGUUGGAUGGCUUCGAUGCUCGUGGGAACAUUAAAGUCUUGAUGGCGACAAACAGGCCUGACACACUGGACCCAGCGCUACUGCGGCCAGGACGGUUGGAUAGGAAGGUCGAGUUCGGCCUCCCUGACUUGGAGAGUAGGACGCAGAUCUUCAAGAUCCAUACAAGAACGAUGAAUUGUGAAAGGGACAUUCGGUUCGAACUGUUGGCUCGUCUAUGCCCAAAUUCAACGGGAGCUGAUAUUAGGAGUGUGUGCACGGAAGCUGGGAUGUAUGCCAUAAGAGCUCGAAGGAAGACAGCAACAGAGAAGGACUUCCUCGACGCAGUCAACAAAGUCAUAAAGGGGUAUCAGAAGUUCAGUGCGACACCAAAAUACAUGGUUUACAAUUGAGCAGAGGAGAUAGUGUAUCGUGUUUGCAGAACCCAUCAAGAAGCGAUGCAUUCUCUAAUGGAGGGAGGAGGAUAUGCAGUGUUCCUUUUUAGGGUCACCUUGGCGACUUUCACGUCUGUUGUUUAAACUUGGUAUCUUUCCUGUUUUAUAAACCAAUCUCGUAAAAUUUAUUGUUCGCUAAGCUGGUGGUUCUGAACUUGGAUCUGCUCCAUCGGAAAAACGAUCCGAUUGCUUUAUACACUUGUUUUUCUUGCCACUCCAAUUGCUAGACAGCUACAUUUGCAGUUAUUCCAAGUAGUGGUGAUGGUGGAUGUUUACA